AUGGUGACAAAGAUAGAUCAUGAUCAUCCUUUGUUUCUUAGUCCUUCCGACGUCCCAGGAGCUGUGAAAAUUGGGAUCCAACUCGUUGGAAUGGAGAACUACACACUUUGGAGACGUGCGAUGCAACUGAAUCUCCUCACGAAGAACAAAUUGGGGUUCAUAGAUGGUAGUAUCAAUAGAGAUGACUUCAAGGAUAAUGUGGAGAAGAAACAGUGGGAUCUCUGUAAUGCGAUCAAAUGCAGCACUGGUAUGGAUCCAUGGGAUGAAUUCGACUCAAUUGUACCACCUCUAUCUUAUGAUUGUGCAAAAUCAAAGGAGUACACUGAUAGCAUAGUUAGGCAAAAAUUAUUGCAAUUCCUAAUGUGA
Solanum dulcamara is the source of this 366-nucleotide messenger RNA. RefSeq lists its product as uncharacterized. The record is from RefSeq and is a predicted model, not a curated record. The transcript has 2 exons. Lineage: Eukaryota; Viridiplantae; Streptophyta; Magnoliopsida; Solanales; Solanaceae. Bases 1 to 366 code for a protein of 121 amino acids.